This is a messenger RNA of Canariomyces notabilis, 348 nucleotides long. RefSeq names its product ribosomal protein S6. NCBI's taxonomy places the organism in Eukaryota, Fungi, Ascomycota, Sordariomycetes, Sordariales, Chaetomiaceae. The transcript has 3 exons. The record is from RefSeq and is a predicted model, not a curated record. Bases 1 to 348 code for a protein of 115 amino acids. Gene Ontology annotation, molecular function: structural constituent of ribosome; small ribosomal subunit rRNA binding. Gene Ontology annotation, cellular component: mitochondrial small ribosomal subunit; ribosome. Gene Ontology annotation, biological process: translation.
AUGUUAUACGAAAUAAUUGGCAUUGUCCGCCCAGGCAACCUUGCCGAAGUGAAAGAAGUCGUCCUGACCGCCGGCCAACGAAUCCUCCGCGAGGGCGGCGUGAUCCGCGACAUUGCCAACUGGGGGGUAUUCCUGCUGCCGCGGCCCGUCGGGCUCAACCAGAUCCGGUACCGCCGGGGGCACUACUUUGUCAUGCGCUACGACGCCAGCACGGCGACCCACGAGGCCGUGACGCGCACCAUGCGCGUCGACCCGCGCGUUAUCCGUUCGGGGGGGGUGAAACUGGGCGACGGCAAGCUCGAGACGCUGAGCAAGUUUGGGAAGAUCCAGUGGAGGAAUAUGGAGUGA